GCGAGGACUGCAGCAUUUCCUUCGAGGCAGAGCGUGCUCGGAAAGAGGAGGAAGUCGAAAAAUAUAGGACACCGAAUUAAUAAAUACGUUAGAAUAUGAGGAAUAUGUCAAUGAGAUUUACGGUCUAACAAGGGACAGUGGUUGGUCUCACAACUACCUAAAAACCUUCGGGUUUACCUCAAUAAUCCGAAUUUGAAAUUACACCACCCGCUACUCAGCAUAACUGUCCCCUCGCCAUACUUCGAGUUGAAAGACGAACGGGGACGAGAUAAAUUUCGGAAUAGGUUUAGCUACCUAAUAUUUACAUUGUAAAUUGGUAUUACAAACUUGAUAACUAUAAACGUUAAGGUGGUGGAAGGUCUCAAGAAAAGGUUUUAGCGAGCUAGUUUGUUUCAAAUAUUCGUCACGAGAACUUGAGAUUCUCUGAGAAAAGUUGUUCGACGUCCACGAGCCGUCAGAGGCCUGUGGUCGAGGCUGCAUGCAGUAGACACCAUCGGCGUGUAGUGUCGGUGACAUAAACAACAAACAUGUCGGCCCAAGCGCAAAUGCGAGCAAUGUUGGACCAGUUGAUGGGCACAAGUAGAGAUGGUGAGUAAACGACAAGCUACAUUGUUUCAGAGGAAAUGUUUCUAACUAGUUGUUAUCAUGCUAGCUGACGUUAGCUAGCUAAGCUACCUUAGCCUGGGGACCAAUGGCUGAACGCUAACGCCAGCUAGCUACUUGUUGUGUUCACAGUAAAGUAAACACAAGGAACAUUCCGUUUCAUACCUUGUCACAUUGUUGACGUGUGCUAGCUGGGAUAUUGCUGGCCCACGAGAUGCUAUUACUGACUGGCUGCAGGUAACGUUGGACAGAUAGCUAGAUGUACUGUAGCAAGCUAAGCUAGUUUUUGUUUCAGGAAUGAAUGAUCCACAUGGGCAUCCGCACCCACCGUAAUCAGAAUUUUGGAUAAUAAAGGUGUCUGGUAUGCACACAGCUAUUGUUUCUUGAGAUUUACAUGACUUUGCUCAACUCACCAACUCUCUCCCCUUGUCUGAUUUAUUUUCGUGUAGGGGACUCCAUGCGCCAGAGAAUCAAAUUUACAGAUGAGCGGGUCUGCAAGAGUCAUUUGCUGGACUCCUGUCCUCACGACAUUCUCUCCGGCACUGUGAGUACAUGACAUAUUACUUAGUCCAGGGGAUCUCAAACUUUUUUGGGGCGCGACCCUAUUUUUAUAAAUAUAAAAAUUCCCCGACCCCAUCAUGUGGAAGAAAGUGACAUAAUCAACGGCCAAUGUUAAACUUUUUAAAUUGGUGCUUAGACAGUCUAUUACAAAUCAGUACUUUUGACAGUAUUUAAAUAUGAAGAAAGUAUGGUUCGAAGUAUUGGGAAGUUCAGAAAAUCAUCAGGCAAUCAUUUUGUAUGAUCUUCUGUGUAGAAAAGAACAUCAUCAUUGAUUAUCUUUUUCCCCCAGUCUGAUUUAGUGCCUGGGCUUGUCCACUCUGUUCUAAUGUGUCCUGCCAUUGUAGAGGGAAACAGAGGAAGCAUACGUGUUCCUGAGAGUCUUAUCUUUCAGUGAUGGGAUCAUAAUAUUUUGUAGCUCAAACGGUUCUAAAGAUGGAGCAACAUUUGUAGGAAGAAAACAGAAACCGCUCUGUAACCCUGGUUAUAUGAAACCAAGCCCGAUUUGUAUUUAUUUCAUUUCGGAGUUCUCUCACUACCCCAUUUUCAAAUCAGGUGACCCCACAUGGGGUCGCGACCCCUAGUUUGGGAAACGCUGUCUGAGUCACAAUGGUCUUGUGUAGUAGCGAUAUAGAACACAAUGUAAAUUGCUCUCCUGGGUACAGGACUUGUAGGUACAUCUUUGAGUGAUUGAUGUAAUUGAUGUUUCUUGUUGUUGUCGUACAGAGAAUGGACCUGGGAGAGUGUGUGAAGGUCCACGACCUGGCCCUCAGGGCUGACUUCGAGAUCGCCUCCAAACAACAGGAGUACUUCUUUGAGCUUGACGUGAGUUACUUUGGAGUGUCACGUACCUAGUAUACAUGUUUAGCACACACACAUUUUGUUUCCUCUGCAUGCAAGCUCCAUGUGAUCUGUUGAUCAAUGGAUUGUCUCUUUCUUUCUCUCUCUUUCUUUCUCUCUUUUUCGCUCCCUCUUUUUCUUUCCUUCUGUUUUAUGUCUUGCUCCAUGUGAUAUCUAUUUUUCCUCUCAGAUCUGGCGAUGUUUAACCCUCUCCUCGUCAUCCCCUCUCACCGCAGGCUGCUGAGCACCUUCAGUCGUUCAUCGCUGACUGUGACCGCAGGACUGAGCUAGCUAAGAAGAGACUGGCUGAGACGCAGGAUGAGAUCAGCGCUGAGGUCGCCGCCAAGGUGACCGACCCCUGUUCUUUGUCUUACUUAGAUAGUUCCCCACAUGGUCAUUAGGUGAAUUAACACUUUAUAGUUGGAAUUCGAUUCCAUGGUAUGUGUUGUUUUUCUAGAUGAAUGUAGCUGACAUUUCAAAAAAUGACAUUUCAACCAUGUAUAAGAAACUAAUUAAUAAUAAUAUAAAUAAUGUGAUUGCCUGUCACUUUGUUGCUCUGGUUGUCACCGUGUCAUAAUUCUAACACUUUCUCUCUGGAAUCAACAGGCUGAGCGGGUCCACGAGCUGAACGAGGAGAUCGGUAAGCUGCUGGCCCGGGCGGAGCAGCUGGGGGGCGAGGGGUAAUGUGGAAGAGGCACAGGAGGUCCUGGAGAAGGUGGAGAAGACUCGCGCAAUGAAGAAAGAGGCAGAGGUCAGUGGACAGGGGGUCAAGGAGAUACCCGACAUGUGGUCACAACCAAUCAUAGCAGCUCUGAUUUGUACUGGGAUUAAAUAAAGAUUAACAACUCGUUUUUUGUUGAAAUAUACAAACCUGUUUCAGCAAAGCCUCUUAGAUGUUUUUAACAGACAGGUAUAUGAGGAAUUUCAUGUGUGCAACUCAAAAUAUAUCAAAACAGUCAGUCAUCAGUCAUUUGAAAGUGUGGCAGGCAUUUGUGUACUAUGUCCUAAUAUUAACAUUAGUCAUCAACACAGCAGCAUACUCACUAAGAACUGUGCGGUGUGUCCUAGUUCUAAAAUCAGUCUGGUGUACUGUUGCUUUCUCCCAGGACGUAUACAGAAACUCGAUGCCGGCGUCCAGCUUCCAGCAGCAGAAGCUCCGGGUGUGCGAGGUGUGCUCCGCCUACCUAGGUCUCCAUGACAACGACCGCCGCCUGGCCGACCACUUCGGAGGUAAACUGCAUCUGGGAUUCAUUGAGAUCCGGGAGAAGCUGGAAAAGCUACGGGUGAGACACACACAUAACAGUAGUCAGAACCUAGUAGGAUAUCACUAGUUAUGUAGACGUUUACAUUGCUUUUCAGGAAGUGUAAACCUGAGCUGUCUGAGUACAGUUGUUGCUAUGGAUUACAUGUUGUUGUUUUUUCCUGCUACAGAAAGCAGUUGUGGAGAAGCAAGAAGGAAUGCGAAUGAGAAGAAGGGAGGAGCGUGAAAAGGAGGAAGAGAGAGCGAAGGAGUGGGAGCUGGAGCGAGAACGAGAGAGGGAAAAGGAGCGAGAGCGUGAAACCGAACGUGUACGGGAGAGGGAGAGAGAAAGAGAAAGAGAGAGGGGAGAGAGAGAACGCCGGAGGUGAUCUAAAUCUGACUUGUUCCCAUCUUCAGUUCAGACAUCAAACAAAUGCUUUGAAAUGCUCAUUCUCUUGUAUUUUAACAAUCCACUUUUAUGUAUUUUUUUUACAGGUCAAGAUCAAGAAGCGGUGAACGAUACCGGGAGGGAGGCAGCUCAUCCUCCCAUCGCUCGAGACGACACCGCUCCUCUCGCCCCCGGGAGGAGGGAGGAGGAGAGCGGGACAGGGAAAGGGAACGUAAGCAUAGACACAAGGACAGGCAUCGCUCGAGCUCCCACUCUCACAGGAGCAAGAGGAAGAGGUGAGGCCUGAGCAGACAGACAGGAACACUGACUUGAUACUUAGAAAAUGGCACAUAGCCAUUAUGUCACACUAAAAUCAGGCGGCAACUAGAAGAAAACUGAAUGAAACGGGGAGGUACUACCUUUAAUUUACCUUUAUUUUACCAGGUUACCUGAACAACAACAAACAGUGUUUUCUUUUUCUGUGGCAAAAUGUUUUGCUACGCUGUGCCCUAAUGAACACGACCCAGCUCUUUCCCAACAGAUUGUUUGGGUUGAUUUUGUUUGUCUGUCAUCAGGUGCUUGAUCUUUGUACCAAUGCCUGAUCUGUUUCCUUCUACCCAGGUCUUCCAGGGACAGAUCCUCACACACCCGAGACCGAGAACCCCGCUCCCCGUCUCAGCGCUCUCCGUCUGGCCGUUCACCCUCAGGGCGCUCCCCGUCCCAGGAGAGAUGGAGGGAGAGCGGAGGAGAGGGACCACCCCGCUCCCGGGAGCAAGACGACAGGCCCGAGCCCAUGACCAGGGAAGACAGGGAGAGGUCCACCUCUCCAGAGAUGAUGGCCAGGGGGAGAGAAAGAGAGAGAUCUCUGUCGCUAGAGAGGGAUAGACGUUCCAGCUCAGACGGAGAGAGGGAGUCGGGGGAGAUAUGAUAUAGAGGGGGACAUCCGAGGUCAUGUUAGAGCAGAGGGGGGUUUAGAAAGAUUGAGCAACAGCCGGUUCUAAUGGGCUCCUUACCCCUUCACCUCAGCCAUAACUCUUAGAUGUUUGCAGAUCUAGAAGAUGGAAGCAAUAUGGUGGAAGUGGAAGCUACACUGCUUAUACCUAUCCAGACCUUUCAGAUCAGCAAUCAUCGAAGGUUUAGGGCUAGGUGGGAGGGAGUGAAUUGGGACUGGCUGGGAGGGUGUGUGUGAGUAUGUGUGUUCAUUCAUGUUGAAGUGGGACAUAUAAAUUGGGAGGGGGGGCGGCGAGGACAAAUUGGGACAAGGAAAUCAGGAUAAGAGGUCAGGAUGGGAAGAAGUAGCAUGCGAAGAUAGUUGGUGGGGCUUUCAAUUGGGAUGAAUGGGAAAGACCUUGAACGAAAGGAAGGAAGUUGGCCUGGGAGCAACACUUUAUUUCAUGUAAUAAUUGGGACGGGGGUAGUAGAGGAGAGAGAUGGAAGUUCUGCCCAUUUAAACCUUAUUUUAUUUUAGAAAUGCUGUUCUGUUUUUACCAUCAUAUGAUCUACAAUGUUGAUGCUGUUGUCGUUUUCUGGGUUCCAACAGGGAUCCAAAGAUCGGUUUCACAUGGAGGAGCGUGUAUAGCGUGUAUAACUUAGAUUUAUACACAAACAUAAAAAAUACAGUGACGAACAACCACAUCCUUUGAAAGAUAAAGAGUACCACUUAAGACUCUUCGCACUGAUACGGACAUGUAGAAUUCAAUAUGAUUGACAACGUACACAAGCAUUUUACAUACUGUUACUUUACUGGUAUUCAGCAGAAACCCAUGAACAGACACACACACUUCAGCAGAAACCCAUGAGCAGACACACACAGUCCUUUUGCUGUGAGACAAGGUGGAUGUUUUGGGGAAUCUACCUUGCUGUGCCAUCUACUACAAAGUUAAUAAAAGUC
This is a messenger RNA of Coregonus sp. 'balchen', 5520 nucleotides long. The record is from the annotation of a GenBank genome assembly. Lineage: Eukaryota; Metazoa; Chordata; Actinopteri; Salmoniformes; Salmonidae.